Messenger RNA from Cylas formicarius (sweet potato weevil), 2661 nucleotides. RefSeq names its product globin-like. Gene Ontology annotation, molecular function: heme binding; oxygen binding. NCBI's taxonomy places the organism in Eukaryota, Metazoa, Arthropoda, Insecta, Coleoptera, Brentidae. Bases 1913 to 2419 code for a protein of 168 amino acids. The transcript is spliced from 4 exons. The record is from RefSeq and is a predicted model, not a curated record.
UAUAACUAGAGUAGGAUCACUUUUCAUCGGCAUACUUGCCAAAUUCACGGUAAAUUAUAUGUUUAGUAUUAAGUUCCGCCUGGUGGCCGGAAUAAUUUGAGAUAAACGGCGACCCCCGUGUCCCGUGGGAGACUAGGGUCGCCGGCAACACACAUUACAUUUCUAAACUAGUCCUUUCACAAGCUCAGCAAAAUGUAUAAAAACUACAUUUAUGAAGACAACAUAGGUUUUCCGUAUAAUUUAUUGGUUAGAGUAAAAUUAACUAAACAGUAACGUCAAUAAAAAAUGUCGCGAUCGAGAUUUGAAUUAUUUAUUUUAUUACUUACACAACACUGUACACUGAGAGAACACGAAUCGAUCUGAUUAAUAUCGGAUUAUUUUUCGGACAUGCUGAAAUCAACUUUUUGUAUGUUAUCCUGCUUUUGUUUUUUCUUACAUUAAAUACGAAAUUUUUAAUAAUCAUAAAUAAUAUUUUAGAGCAAAUAAAGAAUUUUGCUUAUUUUCUUUUUCAAAUAAUAUACACUUAUCUGUGCUUCGCGUUUUGUUAAACGAAAUAAUGAUUAAUAAUUGCUGUGAUUAGUUUUUGAUCACUCGGAGUUUUACUAAUCAAAUAAAAACAACUCGAAUUAGUUAGGUUAAGUUGAAAAAUUGGAACGUGGUCGAAAAUGCUCGGGUUCCUUCUAUGAACAAUUUGAAUUUAUGUACAUUUAUAAAUUGGUGUGUUAUUUAUUUAAAAUUAUAAAGUAAACAUAAAGAAUGAAAUAUUUCGGAAGUGCUGUAUAAUUUUCAAAAUUUAGUGUAAAAAGUGUCAAACUAGGUUUGAAAAGCUUACUAACGAAUUUUUACUAUUGAGUUAAAUAUUUUCUGGCAACUUUAUUGCAUGGAAGAAAAGUCAUGGAACAUCGUGAAAUGUCCGGAUUUUUGUUUAGAGCAAAAACGGAGAGGAAAGCAUUGGAGAUAAAAUUCUAUUUUUUGAGUGUAAAAAAAUCAACAAAUGCUCAAAGUCAAAUUUGAAGUAAUGUAGUUUUAUGAUUGGUGUGUUAAUUAUUUAAAACUAUAAAGGAAACAUAAAAAAUGAAAUAUUUUGGAAGUGAUUGCUAACUCCUUAAAAAUUGUACCUAUAUGACCACAAAUAACAUUGAAAUGUCAACGAAAUUUGUCUAUGUUUCAAAAUUUUCUGCCAAAAUUGUCAAACUAGCUAGGAAAAACUUUCUAACGAAUUCUUAUCACUAAGUUAAAAAUUUUCUGGCAACAAUAAAGCAACCAUUAGAGAUUAAAUUCUACAUUUUUGAGUGUAAAAAAAUCAACAAAAGUUCAAAGUCAAUUUGUUCGAUGAAGACCACAAAUCACCAUAAGUUUAAUUAACACAGGACGGACGAAGUGACUGACUUAUGCAACAGAAGUGAGAAAAAACCGUUGCGCUUCUUCUCUCAGCGUACACGGUCUGUGCCGCACAGAUGCGUCAUUUUAUUAUAUCCUCAACACUUAUAUCUAAAAACAAAAAAUAUCAACCGGCAAAUAAUAAAUUGGUAUUCCUAAUCGGACGGCCAAUUAAAUUCGUUCCUCGUUAGACCCAACGGUCGAGGUUAACCAAAAGCGAACUUAAAACAAUAACAUCCGAAUUGGCUUCGACAACAUCGAAGCGGCCUUGAAGGCGGGCCCAGGCGCAGCCGCAUCUCUAAGCGUAUGUCUUCUUCUUCUUCUUUUUUAUUAUUUCGCGCGCAUUGAAUGCGCGCCAAAAAUAGUUUCUCGCGUAUUAUUGCGCGAAUUUUCCCAACGUCUCGUGCCGAUUCGAUUUCCGCGAAUUCCGAUCGCGAAUUUCGCGGUAAUCGCGGCUCCGUCACGCGUAUUCCGAAGGUCUUGUACCUGGUGCCGUCGAUUAUAAUACGAAAGACGUCGCGAGCGCACGUAAAUGGGUAUCGUGUACGGCUAUUUCUUCCCGGACACGGGCAGGACCGACGAUCCAGACGCCGUCACCGGUCUGACGUCCAGAGAUAAGUACCUGGUGAAGACCUCCUGGGCUAACGUGAUGAAGAACCCGACGGCCAACGGAUGCGCCCUGCUUUUAUUGUUGUUCAAAAAGUACCCCGAGUACAUUCAGCUGUUCCCGUUUCGGGACGUGCCGUAUUCGGAACUGCGGGAGGCCAAACGAUUCCAGGCUCACUGCAACAGCGUCGUGUUUGCUCUCGCGUCCAUAGUGGACGCCCUGGGAGACAACGACCUGCUGAUACACCUCUUGCGCAAGACCGGUAGCAGUCACGUGGCCAGAAAAGUCACGCCCGAAGCUUUUCACCGUCUGAAAAACUGCGUCGUGGAACUAUUCUCGACGUUUAUGAACGAGGAAGAAAUAGCGGCCUGGACCAAGACUUUGGAUGUGGCCUUCGCCCAGAUCGAUGAGGGCAUCAAGAACGCGAAAUAAUUUUAGUUCGUCGGACAAUUUUUGUGACGUCACUGUUUUGUGUAUCUUUCGUAUACGGACCGGUUAUAGUUUUUUUAGCGAUUUUAUUUAAACGGGGCCGUUUUGCGAACGGCUGUUUCGUGACGUGAAUAAAAUAAUCGAUGCUAAAACAGUUGUAUAAUUUCAUUCUAUAAUACUUAAUAAUUUCGAGUAUCUGUGGGAAAGAAAAAGUGGCAUUUUUCUAAUAAAUAUACGUGCCUGCC